Molecule: messenger RNA, 2608 nt
Organism: Chironomus riparius
Lineage: Eukaryota; Metazoa; Arthropoda; Insecta; Diptera; Chironomidae
Source: the annotation of a GenBank genome assembly
GCACUGCUCUUGCUCUGCCGCUCUGUGUGUAAGAGAAAAUUUUAUUAUUCGUGUGACUGUUGUUUGAAGGUGAUGUGUAUGAACAAAAAUUAUUAUUAUAUAUACACAUAAUAAUAAUAAUAACGUCGAGACAAGAAAUUUAAAUUAACAAUCUGCUGCUGCUUUGCUGUUUUGCUGGCUCUUUUUUUCAUAAUAAUAUUUUAUAACACUAAGUUUUUUAAUGCAGUAUAAAAAAAGCAACUCAUUUCUCAAAUAUGUGUUUGUGCAGCAUAGUGAUUGAAUGAAUUGCACAGUGGCGAGCGAAUGAGCGAUAAAUAAAAAAUAAAUAAAGUGAAAUAAAUAAAUGAAUAAUAAGAAGAAAAUAAAGUGAACUAAAAAGUGUAUUUUUUUUAUUAAUGAGCAACUUAGUAGUGCAACUAGCAUUAAAAAAAUAAAUCGAAAGAAAUAAAAAAUUUAUUUCAAAUUUUAUAGUCAAAGAUAUUAUUUUCUUUCGUAACGUUCGGUAGUUUCUGAUGGUUUUAAUUGAACUUAUAAAAUUAGUUUAAAAAAUAAACAAAAAACUUAGAAAAAUGAACCUAAUUUAAGUGACAAUCCUAAAAUAAAUAAAAAAAAUUAAAGUGAAGUGACAAAAAAUAAUAAAAAUAAAAAAUAUCACAAGAGAUAAAAAAAUGUUACCAAUGAUGAAUCAACGUCUUCCUUUACCGCCGCAUCACGGUUUAGGACUAUUAAACUCAUUCAUGCAUCAUGCUAGUCCACUUGAUCUCAUGACUACUGCUGCACAUCAUCAUCAUCAUGAUCAUCCACCGACACGCACUUACAAUACACAACCGUCCUUUGUUCCCUCUGAUCCAACCGAGAAUGAAUGCAAAAUUGUCGAAUAUCGUGGACAGAAAGUGGCCGCAUUCAUCAUCGGAGGUGAAACGAUGUUAUGUCUGCCACAGGCAUUUGACUUGUUUCUCAAAAAUUUGGUGGGAGGACUGCACACAGUUCAUUCAAAGUUGAAACGUUUGGAUAUAACACCAUUAGUUUGUACAGUUGAACAAAUCCGAUUACUUCGAGGACUUGGUGCACUGCAACCAGGCGUAAAUCGAUGUAAACUACUAUCGAGUAAGCAUUUUGAUAUUCUAUACCGGGACUGCACACAAGCAAGAUGCUUGUCGGUGAAGCCAAAUGAAAACAAUAGACGAGGACGACCGCCAAAGCAAGGUCUUCCAUUUGACGACUACAAUGAUGAUGAGCCUGAACAUGGAAAGAAAUAUCGAUUAGAUGAUAAAGACACAAACAGUGAUACAACACAAGAGGACGGAAAUGGUAAAUCGAAAUAUCCAUCUCUACCCAGUGAUUAUAAUCCAUCUGCUAUGCAUUUGAAUCACAUACAAUUUAUGCAAAUGAAUCAACAUCGAUUAGCACAAUCAAAUGCAAUUAUGGGGCAGGAAUUACAGGCACAACAUUUGCAAAGAGCAAUUGAAGAAAAUAACAAUAAAAAUUCAAAUCUUGCAAAUUUACAUCGACCAAAUCUGUGGGAGACGUGCAGUGCUUCCUAUGAAAGUUUCGUUAAAAAUCUUGAAAGAUUGCGAAAGGAAAAGCUGGAAGAGAAUCUCGAGAAUGAGAAACGGCGACAUUCAGAAAAUGGCACGCCAAAUGAAAGUCCCAUUUUAAAUUUAUCAAAGAACCGUGAGCGUUCAACAUCACCUGAAUAUAAUCAUCGAAAUGAUGCAUCGUCGCCGGGUGCAGAGAGUGCGGAAAAUAUGGAUGCGCAUGAAGAACGUUCUGAUGAUAUGGAAGUGUCCGAAAAUUCACCUCGAUCGCGUUCACAUACACCACAACUUGGCAGCAUGAAUAAUAAGAUGAAUUAUAAUCCACGCGACUUUUCACGUCCCGCACCGACAAUUGCAUUCCCAUCAACCGAAAUCUUACUCAGAAAUAUACAAGAAUUGCUUAAAGUUGUGUUGGAAAAUUCUAUACAGCAGGAGAGACAAUUGAGUUUUGAGAAAGCCGAGUUGAAGAUGAAUGCUUUGAGAGAACGUGAAAUUAACAGCAGUUUGGAGCGUCGAUUGUCGGAAGAGCAGAAGCUGAGAGUCUUAUAUCAAAAACGAUACAAUCGGGAUCGAAAAUAUCGAUUUAAAUUGCAGAAGCAGAUUGAAGAAGAAUACGAAAAACAUAAUCGUUUAGAAGAGAUUCUGAAGAAAUCUGGCACAACUGAUACGUUAAAGAAACUUGCAGAAUUUCUGCGAGACAGUAAGAAAAUGUUCAAUAACAACAUCUCAACAGGAAACAACAACAUCAACAACAAUAGUAUUAAGACAACGGCGAAGGAUGAUGAGAAGAGUGAUGACGAGAAACCACGAUUAAAAGAUAUCGUAUCCAAUGAUACCAAGGAAAGUGAAAUUUCUAGUCCAAAGUCGAAUUAAUCUCCAUUAGUCACAGUCGUAAUUUUUUGAAGUACAUAUAAAUAUAAAAUUAAUAUAAAAAAUAAUAAAAAAAAAAUUAACAUAAAAUGCUCAAUAUUUUAAUCCCACAAUUUUAAAUACUCGAAAAAUAAUUGUGUAAAUAUUAAUGAAAAUGAAUAAAAUUUUGAUGAUCAUUGAUUACUCCAUGGAUCUCUCUA